Messenger RNA from Magallana angulata, 2118 nucleotides. RefSeq names its product steryl-sulfatase-like. Lineage: Eukaryota; Metazoa; Mollusca; Bivalvia; Ostreida; Ostreidae. Gene Ontology annotation, molecular function: arylsulfatase activity. The transcript is spliced from 6 exons. Bases 300 to 2039 code for a protein of 579 amino acids. The record is from RefSeq and is a predicted model, not a curated record.
AAUAUACGCCUGGCUCUACCUGUAGUAUUUCCAUAAGGUCAGAAACUAGGCCUAUUGAUUUAGUGGGUCCCAUUCACGUACAUGUAUAAAUUCAACGAGCGCUUUGAAAGUUAUACACUUUUACAAAAGCAGAGUUAUCCAAUGAAGAUUAUUACAAACUAACGAGGGGCAAAGUCUUCAAAUCCACUUGUGUCAUAUCGCACACAAAAACAUGUACACAUCAAAACACUGACUUUGUACCGAGGCCGUUAUUGUGUGCUGUGAAUAUAUCACGGAUAACUACGGACCUUCGUGGCGAGAUGGACAUACAGAGAUUCAGUGUGUUGGUCCAGUGUGUGGUGGCAGCUCUCCUCUCUCCCGUCGGAUCGCUCAACUUCAAACCGAACAUUGUGAUUUUUCUGGCCGAUGAUUUGGGAUACGGAGAUGUGGGUGCGUUCGGGAACAAUACGAUACGGACACCUAAUAUCGAUGCCCUCGCCAGUGACGGGAUCAAACUGACCCAUCACCUCACCGCCGCCAGCGUCUGUACCCCCAGCAGGUCAGCCAUGCUUACCGGGCGGCUGCCUAUCAGGACGGGAAUGUUCCCGGACGGGCGUAUUGCGGUGAAUAUAUUUGCUGCUAACGGAGUCGGUCUUCCCACGUCAGAAACCACGCUGGCAGAAGUCGCGAAGACCGUGGGAUACAAAACAGCUCUUGUAGGAAAAUGGCAUCUAGGAAUGAACAGAGAUUACAAAGGUGACAUGGCGUUUCAUCCCAGAAAUCGAGGCUUUGAUUUUUACUAUGGCCAUAUCCUAACCAAUAUGAAAGACUGGAGCAACGAAGGAGACAGAGUUCUAACGUCUCAGAGACCAAACAUGUUUUAUCAAAUGGCCACCGUCUUCUUUGUUGGAAUCACUACUUUGAUAUUUUUGAAAAAGGUCGGUCUUAUAGGAUGGGGACUGUGUGUCUUCUUGUUUGUUCUGAUGAGUACUCCUAUGGCUUACAUUAUGUUUGCCUUUAACAACAUGGCGUGGUUGAAUGGACUUCUAUACCGGGACUUUGAACUCGUGGAGCAACCAAUUCACCUAGAAACACUCUCGUAUCGAUACACCCAAGAGUCAAUUAGAUUUUUAAGGGACAGGGAGAGAGACAACAACCCGUUCCUAUUGGUCGUCUCCUGGGACCACGUGCACACCGCUUUGAAGACUUUGAAAAAGUUUCGCGGGAAAUCUAAACACGAUCGCUAUGGCGAUGCAAUUGAAGAAAUGGACUCUGGGAUAGGUGAUGUAAUGAACGCUCUUGAUCAGUUUGGAUUUGGCAGAAACACAAUGAUAUACUUCACUUCCGACAAUGGAGCUCACUUAGAAGAAACGGGGAUGAAAGGUCAAAGUGACGGAGGGUCCAACUUGCCUUUCCGAGGUGGAAAAGGCCACCCCACGGUGGAUGGGGGUAUUCGAGUCCCGACCGUCAUCAGGUUCCCCGGUAUUAUACCACGUGGUAAGGUCAUAGACGAGCCGACUCAGCAACUUGACAUGUUCACGACCAUCACAAAGCUAAUCGGCGGAAAGAUCCCCAGCGACCGGGUUAUUGACGGGAAGGACAUGCUGCCGCUCCUACAGUUCAAGGAAAGCAAGUCGCCUCACAAAUUCAUGUACCAUUACUGUGGGGAGCAUCUUCAGGCGACAAGAUAUAGACCCCCACAAGGAAGCAGUGUAUGGAAACUUGUGACUGAACUUCCAAAUUACAAACCAGGAGAGGACAAAUGUUACGGACUAGCCUGUAUAUGUAGUAAUACUAUAAAAUAUGAUCCACCUCUGCUGUUUGAUAUAACAGCAGAUCCAGGGGAGAGAAAUCCUGUCAGUUACAAAAAUAACAAACAUUUACAGGACAUUGUUAAUAAAAUAUCAGCUGCCACAGCUGAGCACAAAAAGAGUGUGGGUACCCCAGAAAGUAGAAUGACAUUCUUUAAAUUAUUAUGGAGGCCAUGGUUUCAACCAUGUUGUAAUUUCCCAUCAUGCACUUGCUCAGAUCCGGUUUAUAAGGAUUUUGUUGAUGAAUAGGUAUAUUUAUAUAUUUAAUAAAAUGAAGAAAGAAAUACAUUUUUAUGUUUUUAGCAAAAUAAAAUGAAAAAGAAAAUAU